AUGGGCAUGAGCCCUGAAUCAGGUGUUGGACAAAUUUCAGAAGAAGAGGAGGAGGAGGAGGAGCUGCAUCCAGAAGGCAAUGGGGUGGUGCAACCAGAGAGCAGCCAUACCAGAAAGGAAGAGGCAGAUGGUGUUUCAGCAGAGGAGCCAGGAAUGGAACUCAACCCAGCAGAGCAAAAUGCACCUGAAUCCCCAGAGCCUCCGAUUGUAGAGGGAAUGCAGCCAGAGAACAGUGAUGACAAGGAAGAGGGAGAGGCUGUGCCUACAGAGGACCCAGGAGAGAGACUCAUCCCAAAAGAGCAAGAGGUCUCAGGGGCCAUGGAGCAGGAGAUCUUGGGGGCCACAGAGCAGGAGGUCGGGGGGGCCAUGGAGAAGGAGGUUGCGGGGGCCACGGAGCAGGAGGUCUCGGGAGCCACAGAGAAGGAGGUUGCGGGGGCCACGGAGCAGGAGGUCUCAGAAGCCACAGAGCAGGAGGUCUCGGGGGCCAUGGAGCAGGAGGUCGCAGGGGCCACAGAGAAGGAGGUUGCGGGGGCCACGGAGCAGGUGGUCUCUGAGGUCAUCUUUGGAGAGGAAAAAGCCGAAGAGGUUUCCUCAGACCAAGUGGAAGUGGAUAAUCUUCCUCCCAAACUGCCUGACAUGGAGCAGCCAGUGAGAGACAGCUGGACCAGAUCCCGCACGUCCUCAGGAGCUAGCACCCAGAGGUCUGCAUUAUCAGUGCACACGGAGAUUCAUGCUGAGUCAGGUGACAUUGGGGUAGCCAUCUCCUCUCCGUAUUCAGACUCUGCGUUUCAGCAGUUUAACCAGCACUUCAGCAGGCCUGGCAGUGAGGAAGAGAAUGAAAGUCUACAUUAUGCAGCUGAAAUAGAGGGCAGUGAGGAAUCGGAGGAGGAAACACAGCUGAUUGUCUUGGACCCAGAACACCCCCUGAUGAGAAGAUUCCAAGCUGCCUUAAAGAAUUACCUUAGUAAACAGAUGGAAAAAGUGACCAUGGAGCUUCGGGAGCUGACGGUGGCCACAAAGCAGGGUAAGGUGCAGAGGGAGGAUCUGGGAAUGGUCCUUUAUGGGGUCCAGCAGCAGCUGGCCCGGCUGCAGAUGGAACUGGAGAAGAACCAGGACCGAUAUUCUCAGAUAGCCAUGGUGCGUCGGCAGCUAGAGGAGGAGCUGCAGGACAUCAGAAAUUUGUACAAGAAAACAUGUCAGAGCACUGAGGAUGAACGCAAGAAAGUUUCUGUAAUGCAGACCGAGGUGGAAAACCUGGCCUUGCGUCUGUUCUAUAUGCAGAACAUGGACCAGGAUGUGCGUGACGACAUCUCUGUGAUGAAACGGGCAGUGAAGAAGGCUGAGGCAGACAGGAACCAGGCUGAGGUGGAGAAGAAAAAACAGGAUCUGCUUGUAGACCGCUUAACCAGGAAGUUCAAUGAACUGCAGGAGCAGAUUGGUCUGUAUGAAGCUCAAUUUAUUGCCCAGGCUGAAGACACAAAAAUAACACGAAAAGCAGUGAAUGAGGCUUGUAUGGAGAUACAAACUAUUAACAUGGAGAAGAAGCAACUGAUGCAUCAAUGGGAUAGCAGUUUGACUGGGAUGAAGCGACGAGAUGAAGCCUACUCUGCCAUGCAGGAGGCACUAAGGCAGUCCAAGCACCAGCUCAAGUCCUUAGAGACAGAGAUCCAAGUCUACAAGAAGUCAGUCACGAAGGAGGAAGAGAGGAACGAGCUGCUUGCCAGCAUCUUGAACCGCUCGGAGAAUGAUGCCAACAUGAGCAAGAAGCUGAUUGCCCAGUGCACGGCCAAACAGGAUGCCCUGAAAGUUGAAUACAGCACAUACACCCGCACGCUACAUGAGACAGAGCAAGCCCUCAGCAGGGCCAACUCGGACCGGGCUGCUCGGAUGAAUGAGCGGCAGGCCAUCAGUAAGGAAAUAGAGAAAGAGACUGAAGCCAGACAGGAGUUGGAGAAUCAGAUCAUGGCAAAGCUGCAGGAUCAGCUGAUGUCCAGCAAAGCAGCAAAAUAUUUUUCCCAACUGGCUGCUAAACUUCAUAAGAGAAAGCUGGAUCUGGAGCUGCAUUUUUCCAAAGUUGAGAAUGACACAGCCCAGGUCAUUCUGGACACAACUCACACCAACUGCAGGCUCUCUAUGCUCCAAAAGACAUUCUCUGAGCUGGACAAGGAAAUGAAAAAUAUCAAUGACCUGAUCAACCGCAGUGAGAAUGAGAUCGCCAAGCGCAAUCUCCUGAUCGAGCGCAAGCAGGGGGUCGUCAACCUGUUCAACAAGAAAAUGGAGAUGAUGAUUUCCCAGUUGGGGGGCCAAGAACUGGGACCCUUGGAAGUUGAGAUCAACACGCUGACCAAGCAAAUAGAUGAAUACAACUCAGAGGUGAUGACACUGCAGAAGUACUGGCUCAGGCUGCAGAAAGAGCUGGUCAAACUGACCCAGGAGCGGGAAGAGCAGCUCGCCUCCCUGGAUAUGUUGAAGAAACAGAUCACCAUCAUGCAACAAAAGAAAGUGCGCACGGAAAAUGAAAUCCAGCAGGAGAAGAACGAGCAGAAAGACAUUGAACGCCACAUGAGGAACAUGGCCAAUGACUUGAUGAAACUCAACAUGUUAAUCAACAAGAACAGCCACAACUCGGAGGAGCUGCAGCAUGGCAACACCAUCAUAGAGAAUGAGUUUGUCCGCUCGCUCAAGGCAGCAGAGAGAGAGUCGAUUGAGAUGCAGGAGAAGCUGGACCGACUGCAUGAGGAGAAAGAGAGACUCCUAAACAGCCUGGUGGAAGCAGAGCAUCAGAUCAUGCUAUGGGAGAAAAAGAUCCAGCUGGCCAAGGAGAUGCGUGCUGCAGUGGACUCAGAGACAGGGCAAGGCGAGAUCCGAGCCAUGAGAACAGAGAUCCAUAGGAUGCAGGUCCGCUACAGCCAGCUGACAAAGCAGCAGGAGAAGAUGAUUCGAGAUAUGGAGGCCGCUGUCUCCCGCAGAGAGACCAUCAUGAUUCGGGGGGAGGGCCAGAGCAAAAUGGAUAAGAAACAUUUCACCAAGAGCGACUUCCACCACAAGACACAGGAGCUGCGGAAGAAGAUCAAGGAAACCCAAAAGAAUGCUCAAGACUGCAACAGAACCAUCACAGAGCUGGAGAACACCCAGAAAUCUCUCAGCAUCAGCCUUCUGGAAAAGCGGCAGCAGGUCUCCAGUUUGCAGGCUGAGACUGAUGUCCUUGAUGCAGACAUAGAGCGGCUUCAGGACAAGAAACGUUGGAACCUUUCAGAAAUUGUGGCCUAUCAGACUCGGCAGAAGCAUCUGCAGGCGGUGAAGGACGGGAAGUAUACCCCACUCUGCCGCACCCCGCAAGCCCUGCAGAAGGAGCAGCGGAAACAGCAGGACCGGCUGCACACCAUUAAUGUCAUCAUCCAUCAGAUUCAGCAGGAGUAUCCUCAGUCCCAGAGGGUGCUGUGCUGGUUCAGCCAAGCCCUGGACUCCAGGCUUGGGUCACAGGAAGCGGAAUAGGCAGAAGCACAGAGCCAGAGCUGAAUAAAGUCUCUUUUGACAAAUAUUUUCACAAAUAAAUACAGUAUAAGCUUUUA
Terrapene triunguis (Three-toed box turtle) is the source of this 3572-nucleotide messenger RNA. It is a transcript of the gene CCDC40, whose product is annotated as coiled-coil domain containing 40. Bases 1 to 3495 code for a protein of 1164 amino acids. The transcript has 21 exons. The record is from RefSeq and is a predicted model, not a curated record. Gene Ontology annotation, biological process: axoneme assembly; heart looping; epithelial cilium movement involved in determination of left/right asymmetry. Gene Ontology annotation, cellular component: cilium; cytoplasm. NCBI's taxonomy places the organism in Eukaryota, Metazoa, Chordata, Testudines, Emydidae.